UUCCGGCGGCGGGUGGGCGCGCGGAGCGUAACGACCUUCUGCGCUGACGGUCGGCAGGUGGCGGCGGCGUGUGGAUGGAGGCCUCCGCCCCCGGCCGGGCUUGGCGGGGCUGGCGGCGGACUCGGGUCCGGGCCGCGGGCUCCCGGCUCUCCCCGGCCGCCGUCCUCCUCCUUCUCUUCGCUUUCCUUGCGCGGGCGCCCCCUUCAGUUGGAUAUUUGGUUCGAUUACCAAGGGGUUUUCGCUUGACUCAAGACUCGGUGAAAAUAAUUGGAUCAUCAGGUUUUCCAGUGAAAGUAUAUGUCAUGCUCCAUCAGAAGAGCCCACAUAUAUUAUGUGUGACGAGACGACUGCGAAACGCUGAACUCAUAGACCCAUCAUUCCAAUGGCAUGGACCAAGAGGAAAAAUUAUUUCAGAAAACAACACUGCACAAGUAACAUCCACAGGAAGCCUUAUAUUCCAGAACUUUGAGGAGACCAUGAGUGGAGUUUAUACGUGUUUCCUCGAGUAUAAACCCACUGUGGAAGAAAUUGUUAAAAAUCUUCAACUAAAAUAUAUUGUGUAUGCUUAUCGUGAACCUCAUUAUUAUUACCAGUUCACAGCUCGAUAUCAUGCAGCUCCCUGCAAUAGUAUUUAUAAUAUUUCCUUUGAGAAGAAACUUCUUCAGAUUUUAAGCAAAUUGGUUCUUGACCUUUCAUGUGAAAUUUCCUUACUUAAAUCUGAAUGUCAUCGUGUUAAAAUGCAAAAAGCUGGUUUACAGAAUGAAUUGUUCUUUACAUUUUCAGUUUCAUCUCUAGAUACUGAAAAAGGAUCCAAGCCAUGUAUAGACCAUGAUUGUGAAUCUUCCAGAAGACUAUCUAAGGCUAAAAGUCUCAUAGAGAGAUUUUUUAGUCAGCAAGUAGAAGUUCUUGGUAGACGUGCAGAACCAUUGCCUGAAAUAUACUAUAUUGAAGGAACUCUCCAAAUGAUUUGGAUUAAUCGCUGCUUUCCAGGUUAUGGAAUGGAUGUCUUGAAACAUCCAAAAUGUCCCGAGUGCUGUGGUUCCUGGAUCCUGGCAGACUGGAGAAUGGAGGAAGGGACUUGUGGUAUAACCAAAUCCUGUGGAGAGUACUGCUUGUUCUCUGUCUCCUAUGUGUGUAUACACUUCAUCAUAAAGAAACUUUCCAAUGAAGCUAUCUGGGCCUGGAGCUUUAUUUGUGGGAAAGUAUUUUUUAAUCACCUUUACUAA
Messenger RNA from Tupaia belangeri chinensis (Chinese tree shrew), 1226 nucleotides. RefSeq names its product zona pellucida binding protein (gene ZPBP). Gene Ontology annotation, cellular component: extracellular region; acrosomal vesicle; zona pellucida receptor complex. The transcript has 10 exons. The record is from RefSeq and is a predicted model, not a curated record. NCBI's taxonomy places the organism in Eukaryota, Metazoa, Chordata, Mammalia, Scandentia, Tupaiidae. The coding region runs from base 75 to 1226 and encodes 383 amino acids. Gene Ontology annotation, biological process: acrosome assembly; binding of sperm to zona pellucida.